AUGAAGUCUUCCUUCUCCCUCCUCAGCAUCGCCCUCGUGGCUGUUGGCACUUGCUCAGCCCAAUCUGCCACCACGACUAUCACCGUCUCUCCUGGCUGCCCCUCCGCAGCUCCCGAUGUCAUGGUAACUCGAUCUGGCGUCGCGGCCCCCUCUUGCGCUGCAGGCAACGGAACGAAACCGAUGAUUGUUAGCAUGUCGACAGGUACAGGUAGCGCGGCCCAGUUCACUGGCGCUGCCAGCCACGGAAGCGGUGUCGAGAUGGGACUAUUGGGCUUUGCCGCUCUUGCUCUCGUGCUUUGA
This is a messenger RNA of Dothidotthia symphoricarpi CBS 119687, 300 nucleotides long. RefSeq lists its product as uncharacterized. Lineage: Eukaryota; Fungi; Ascomycota; Dothideomycetes; Pleosporales; Dothidotthiaceae. The record is from RefSeq and is a predicted model, not a curated record. The transcript has 2 exons. Bases 1 to 300 code for a protein of 99 amino acids.